This is a messenger RNA of Daucus carota subsp. sativus, 1526 nucleotides long. RefSeq names its product branched-chain amino acid aminotransferase 2, chloroplastic. Lineage: Eukaryota; Viridiplantae; Streptophyta; Magnoliopsida; Apiales; Apiaceae. Bases 116 to 1342 code for a protein of 408 amino acids. The record is from RefSeq and is a predicted model, not a curated record. The transcript has 10 exons. Gene Ontology annotation, cellular component: chloroplast. Gene Ontology annotation, molecular function: branched-chain-amino-acid:2-oxoglutarate transaminase activity. Gene Ontology annotation, biological process: branched-chain amino acid metabolic process.
AUUAGUUAAUCGAGUCUUUGACUUGAAGCGGCCUAUAAUUAGUUUCAUCACACUGAGAGCCACUGCAAGCAGACUUCCACAGCCCCCGGAAUCUGAAAAAGAGAUACCACUUACAAUGGGUUGCGGCGGCGCUUUGUUGGCAGACCUUUACAACCCCAAUAUUAUUCACACCCCUUCACAAGCCCUUUUGCCCCCUUGUCUCUUCACUGACAAAAAGCACUCUUUUCUCUCUUCUCAAUCUCUCAAGUUCCAGAAGCAAUCUCAUUUUGGUUCAGUUAGAACUUGUGCUGUUCAAUUCACUUCUGCUGUCAGCAAUGGUCCAUCACCAUUAGCUGACAUUGACUGGGACAAUCUUGGAUUUGGCUUUUUGCCUACUGAUUAUAUGUAUAUGAUGAAAUGUGCCCAAGGCGAAACAUUCACUGAUGGUGAAUUACAACGGUUUGGGAACAUUGAAUUGAGCCCGUCUGCUGGAAUCCUUAAUUACGGACAAGGAUUAUUUGAAGGUCUUAAAGCUUAUAAGACUGAAGAUGGGAAUGUUUUACUGUUUCGUCCGGAGGAGAAUGGUGAGCGUCUGAGCUUGGGUGCAGAGCGCAUGUGCAUGCCUUCACCAAGUGUUGAACAAUUUGUGAAAGCUGUAAAGGAGACUGUUUUAGCAAAUGAAAGAUGGAUACCUCCUCCUGGUAAAGGUUCAUUAUAUAUAAGGCCAUUGCUUAUGGGGAGUGGUUCUGUUCUUGGUCUUGCACCAGCCCCUGAGUAUACCUUUCUGAUUUACGUCUCUCCUGUGGGUAACUAUUUCAAGGAGGGCUUGUCUCCAAUUAAUUUGAUUAUUGAAACUGAAAUGCAUCGAGCAACCCCUGGUGGCACUGGAGGUGUGAAGACAAUAGGAAACUAUGCUGCAGUUUUGAAGGCACAGAGUGCUGCAAAAGCCAAAGGGUAUUCUGAUGUUCUAUACCUGGACAGUAUAGAGAAGAAGUAUCUAGAAGAGGUUUCGUCUUGCAAUGUUUUUGUUGUAAAGGGUAAUGUCAUAUCAACACCUGCAAUCAAAGGGACUAUUCUUCCGGGAAUCACUCGAAAGAGUAUUAUCGAUGUCGCUCGUAGCCUAGGAUUUCAGGCCGAGGAGCGAAGGGUAACUGUAGAUGAGUUGCUUGAUGCUGAUGAAGUUUUUGUUACUGGAACAGCUGUUGUUGUAUCACCAGUGGGUAGCAUAACUUACUUUGGUAAAAGGAUAUCUUACGGAAGCUCCGGGGUGGGUGUGGUGACCCAACAACUAUAUUCUGCUCUCACAAGGCUACAAAUGGGUCUUGAAGAGGACAACAUGAAUUGGAUUGUCAAGCUGAAGUAGGUUUCCUCUAAAUUUGAAUCAUGUAGUCAAUUAUCCUUCAGCUUAGAUAUUGCACGGAGUCGAUGAAGGUUCUGUCUAGUAUGACAGUUACCACUAAGUUGUUUCAUUAUAUAGCAGUGUUAUAAAGGCUGAAAAUUUGGUUUCCAUUUUUACUGGAAUGAAUAAAUUAGAAUUCUUCUAGUCA